AUGAUUCGCACCUUGCGCAUCGCCGAGGAGGUCACUUACACCUUCGAUCACGGAUCUAAAGAAAAAGUCGGUGAGCUCAGCGACGAGAAGAUCCAAAUUCUGGGCAGGGCGUUGUCAAGGCAGGUGGACGAAUGGAAAGUGUCUCUUCCACCAGGGGUCUUCAACAUUGGUCGUAUAAAACGCUCUUAUUACAGCGUUCGAGCAUACAUGCGCGAGGUCGGGCUUUAUGGCCUGCUCCAAGGCCAAGCGCCGUCCGUGGCGCGCGUGUCGAUCAUCUACGACUGCUUCAACUCCACCAUGAAAUACCUUUCGUCGGUCCUCGAGUGCCCCCUGGACGAGAUGGCCGACUGGACAGCUCUGGACUGGCGCUCCCUGAAUUUCAUCAUCAUGCUGUCCACCAAAUCAUCCAUCAUUCUCGACUCGGCCUACGUUAGCACCGAAGCAUCCCAACGGGCUGCCUGGCUGGGAAAAUGUCUAGACACACUAUGCCUAAGAGCCCAAGAACUUCACCGUCUCAAAACUGAGAGUUGCAGCUAUUUUCAAAAGAUCUCGACUGAAUGGGCCAACAUGAAGGUCUAUCAUCAGAACUGCCUCCAAAGAAGCCUUCCAUCUUCGACCGCAGCGAAUGGGGCCCAGAUGUCAACGCAACUGGCUACCCAGGAACACCAACCAUGCCAUGUUCCCUAUGUCGACAACGCCUUUGACCUGGACCCGUUCAAUGAGCUGUUUUGGGCCGGAUUCGCCGACUCUGAGCCGGGCCUGGGUGGUGUUUUCCCAAUGUAA
This is a messenger RNA of Cladophialophora psammophila CBS 110553, 783 nucleotides long. RefSeq lists its product as uncharacterized. The record is from RefSeq and is a predicted model, not a curated record. The coding region runs from base 1 to 783 and encodes 260 amino acids. The transcript is spliced from 2 exons. NCBI's taxonomy places the organism in Eukaryota, Fungi, Ascomycota, Eurotiomycetes, Chaetothyriales, Herpotrichiellaceae.